CACACCGCAAAGUUGAUUGUUUAAGUAUAGAGCAGGUGUGUGUGUGCGUGUGUGUGUUGGUGAUGUCGAACGGGGAGCGCGUGGUUCUGGCGCUCGGUGGAGCGGGCACUGUGGGCUCCGGGCUGGUGAAGGCGCUUUUGGACAGAGGUUUUAAGGUUGCCGUGAUCUCCAGAGACAAGACUAAACUAGACAAGCUCAGAAACUUUGUUUCACCCUCCACCAAAGGCAAUCUCACAACUCUGGUAGGAAAUGUUGGUUCAGAGGAACAAGCUGAAGAGGUGAAGCAAACCCUUUUGAAGUCAGUGGGGAAGAUUACAGAUGUGGUGUCGUCGCUGGGCUUUAGCUGGUGGCAAGGGGGGCCGCCACACACUCAGCCUCUCAAAGAGCUCAUCUGGGUUAUGGAGACACUUCUGUUCAGCACAUUUGUAUCAUGGAAAACUUUCUUCCCCCUUGUUAAAGAUGAUCCGAAUUGCACAUACACAUUUAUUACAGGGGGCGCUGGGGAUCAGCUGCUGAUGCCAGGCACAGGAUUCUUGACGGUGGGCUCAGCCAGCACUCUGGCAUUUUGUCAGAUUUUGCGAGAAGAAUACCCAGAUAUUCCCUGCAAAUUUAAUCAGGUGAAGAUCAACACAGGAGUUGGUACUCCAGACCACAUGGGCCCUGGGUACCUAAAUCACGUGGAGUUAGGUGAGGCCGUGACUACACUGGUGGAAAAGAAGAAUAAAUCUCACACUAUCUACAACAUAAACUGCCCUGCCGACCUAAAAACUGUCAUCCUGUAAUGAUAAGUGGGAUCAGCAGGCUCCAUCUAUAUCUGAGCAAUGCCAUAAACAGAAAUGCAGCAUGUUGGUUUUAGUUAGCAUCCAUUUAUCAUAGUCUUUUUUUACUUCACAUGUCAAUAAAUACCCAAAGCUUCAUCCUCAAUGCUUUUCCAUAGUGUGUAGGUAGGACUAACACAAUGCACAGUAGAACCGCACAGUUUCAAAAAACACACUUUGUUUAAAAAAAUAGCAAUGUGACUCAGGAAGCAUAGAGCCAGACUACUUAGUAAUGUGACAAUGAAAGAGAAGAAAUAUCUUGGACUGUGCUCCAGCUUUAUAGUUAAAUCCGUGCUUCAGGUUGAUGGAAGCUUGUUAAGACUGGAGGAGGGAUCUGAUCUCCCUGGCGUGACUUCCUGCCCUGCUCACAAAUAUCCUUCAGUCUACAUCUGUUCUGCUUGUGUGGUUCUAGUUAUCCUGUGUUACAUUGCCUGAAAAUAAACUAAGAUGUGAGACUAGAAUGUUAAAGUGGCCCAAAAAAGAAGGCCUCAUAGAAGUUAGAUGUUUGUUUGUUUGUUUGCUUACUGUCAUAGUGUAAUUUACACAUUUGCUUGAAUAUGUAUUUGUCAUUCCAAUAAAAAUAAUUUUAACUCAUAAAA
Clarias gariepinus (North African catfish) is the source of this 1417-nucleotide messenger RNA. RefSeq lists its product as uncharacterized. Gene Ontology annotation, biological process: fatty acid beta-oxidation. Gene Ontology annotation, molecular function: 2,4-dienoyl-CoA reductase (NADPH) activity. The transcript has 6 exons. Gene Ontology annotation, cellular component: mitochondrion. Lineage: Eukaryota; Metazoa; Chordata; Actinopteri; Siluriformes; Clariidae. The record is from RefSeq and is a predicted model, not a curated record. Bases 63 to 782 code for a protein of 239 amino acids.